Leptomonas pyrrhocoris is the source of this 1334-nucleotide messenger RNA. RefSeq lists its product as hypothetical. The coding region runs from base 741 to 1334 and encodes 197 amino acids. The record is from RefSeq and is a predicted model, not a curated record. NCBI's taxonomy places the organism in Eukaryota, Euglenozoa, Kinetoplastea, Trypanosomatida, Trypanosomatidae. The transcript has a single exon.
AGCCCCGUCCCCCCCCUCCGCCGAGAGGGAGCCCCCCCUCCCCGGCGGCCAGGGCCCUCGGCCCAUGGGCACGGCGGGUGAUCCCCCGAGGAGGGCGCACACACACACCCGCCGGCCAAAGAAGGGCAGACCCAAACGACACGGCGGCGCGCCGGCGAUCCCGAGGGGCGGCACCAAAGACCGGCCAACAGCGCCUCCACGCUGCUGUUUUUGUCCAUCCCCACUCCCUCGUAAACCAAGAAGCUUCCGCAUUGCCAAGCAGCGUGGCGGGCCAAAAGAAUUGCAAACGAGCAACACAUCAGUGCUUUUCAUAGAAGAGGACAAAGCCAUUUAAAUCGAAAAGAGCGGAAAGCAUUUAAUACAGACUAAUUGGUAUCCCGCAAAACACAGAAUGUCGAGGCACGCCUUACGCAUUCACGUUGAUGAUAUUGGAACGUGGUUUAAUCAGCACCUCGUCGCCACAAAGCUCUUUCCUAAAAUGCCGUUUGCGCCGAUGUUUAUUUUUGUUCCGUGAUAACUAACAUACUGUCAGUUUCCUCCUUCUCCAUUUCAUACUCCACCUUUUCCAACACUCUCUCCUCUGUGCUUGAAUUUCAGAAAAGCUAAACAAGAAGCUCCUUUUUCGAAGCCCACUUGCCUCGCUCGCAAGCAGCGUAACACAUUGGAUUCUCGCGCGCCAGAAAAUAACACCCUUCAGCUAUUUUUCUUUGCUGAUUUUCCAGGUUUACAACAAGAAAACAAUGACCGAGGAACCCGUUCUCGAUACCCGUGUUGUGCUGAAGGGUCCCAACGGCGAGUUCAAGGUGGAUCGCGAUUUGUACAUCAUCGUGCAUUGCGAGGAUGGCAAGUACAUCGAGGUCCCGAAGUCACAGGCGAGCGUCUGUCCGUUCAUCAAACAGGUGGAGGGUGACGAAAUCCCCGAGUUUGAGUACCCAGCGACUGUUCUUGAGCACCUCAUCCGCUGGGCUGCACAUUACGGCGUGGAGGGCAAAGCUGCUAGCGAACUCACUCGUCCUUGCAUUUACCGCGACUUCUCCUACGUUGUCACGGAGAAGUGGGAUAAUGAUUUUUUCAACCAGCGCCUGUGCUCUCCCUUGCACCAGAAGCAUUACCUGCUCACCAUGACUGCUGCCGAGAAGUUUGGCGUGCAGGGCCUCCUCGACUUCAUGAGUAUCGGCCUUGGCUGCAAGCUUCGCGGUAAGGAUGAUGCCAGCAUCAUUCACGACGUCAUGGGUCUGGACAAGGAAGUGGAGGUGACGGAUGCGGAUCUCGCGGAUGUCUCGAAGGAGUACUCGUGGUUUGACGAUGCUGUUCGCCCCACCACGAAGAAGUAA